AUGACAGGAAGCAACUCAAGACAGAAAGGGGAAGUAGUGCAAAAGCUGGGACAUGAAUUUGCUAUGAAGGAUCUUGGACCCUUGAGUUUCUUCUUGGGUAUUGAAGUAAGCUAUUUUCCUAGAGGAACUCACUUGAAUCAAAGCAAAUAUGCAAAUGAUCUUAUUAUAAAAGUGCAUAUUGCAAAUGUAAGAACAGUGCAUACUCCACUAGCUCAGAAGCAUGGUCUAGAAGAAGCAAUUGGCAAAGCAGUUGAUCCAUCAAUUUACAAAAGCACUGUGGGAAGCUUGCAGUACCUUACACUUACUAGUCCGGACAUUACUCAUGUUGUUAAUCUUGUAAGUCAAUUCAUGCAGAAUCCAAACAACAUGCAUCUUCAGGGAGUAAAAAAAAUAUUGAGGUUUGUCAAAGGAACCAUUGAUCAUGGAUUGAGAAUCAAAUCACAUUCUUCCUUCAAGUUGUAUGGGUUCUCAGAUGCAGACUGGGCAGGAUGUGCCAUAACAAGGAGGUCUACUACUAGAUAUAGUAUAUACCUUGGUGCAAAUUGUGUCUCCUGGUCAUCGAGGAAGCAAAACACUGUUACAAGGUCAAGUGCUGAAGUUGAGUAUAGAGCACUGGCAGCAACUGCAGCUGAAUUUACCUGGAUAGGCUACAUUCUACAAGACAUUGUGGUGUAUAUCAAGACUGCUCCUGUACUAUUAUGUGACAACUUAAGUGCUCUAUACAUGACUACAAAUCCUGUAAUGCAUGCUAGAACUAAGCAUGUAGAACUAGAUUAUCACUUUGUUAGAGAGAAAGUAGCUCAAGGACAAUUGAUCACUCAGUUUGUAAGGUCCAAGGAUCAAUUAGUAGAUGUUCAUACAAAAGCUCUUGGCACGGACCAGUUCUAG
Messenger RNA from Nicotiana tabacum (common tobacco), 888 nucleotides. NCBI's taxonomy places the organism in Eukaryota, Viridiplantae, Streptophyta, Magnoliopsida, Solanales, Solanaceae. The record is from RefSeq and is a predicted model, not a curated record.